CCGAGCGUUAACUCAGUGGCUGAAGGCCUGUCGGUCUGGGAUACUCCUUGUCUCCUUCAUUUUAAUUUAUCCUUAAUUUUUACGUAAUAUGUGACGGUUCUAAACGUUAACUGACAUGACAGUUCAUCAUUUCCACUGAUCGCGUGUGAAUUUCUAAACCUUGUUUAAACGCGGCGCGUAAGUAGAUAUGGGCCUAUUGUCGCUGGACUGGGAUGGAUUCGCUGUGUGUCUAUUGGCUGUAGGCGUCUACGUCAACACCCUCGGCCACGGCUUUGUCUACGAUGACAAUCGAGCCAUCUUGACCAACCCAGACGUACAGGCCUCCAGCCAUCUCACCGACGUCUUCCACAACGACUUCUGGGGCACUCCCUUGUCUUCCUCCAACUCGCACGGUUCCUACCGCCCCCUGUGCACCCUCUCCUACCGCGUAAACCACUGGAUCUCAGGGUUCCAACCUUUCGGGUUCCAUCUGGUCAACAUCUUCCUCCACGGGCUCGCCACUCUCCUCGUCCUCGUGACGGGCAGAGGUCUACUCCCCGGCAGAGCCUCCAGCCUCGCCGCCGCCCUCUUCGCUGUCCACCCUGUCCACGUGGAGGCGGUCGCCGGACUCGCGGGUAGAGCAGAUGUCCUUUCUUCGGUGUUCUACCUGAUCUCGUUUCUGUGCUACCAAAAACACGUGAAAGUGCGCGACUAUGUUCUUUCAACAAAGUUACCAGUAACAAAAGAAGUUUUUGUGAGAAGUACAGUGACACAAAAAAGAAGUGCGUACCAUAAAAGGACGGAAGAAACGAAUUUUACUAAUGAAAAAUACGUGUUUAAUUUUAAAACUGUUUAUAGCAUACCUUUAUUCCCUAAAGGCGAAUCAGUUUAUUUUAGCCUUUUCUUGGUGUUUUCUGUCUGUGCAUUGCUGAGCAAAGAGCCAGGAAUUACUGUCAUACCAUUGGCAAUCUGCUAUGACAUUAUCCUGCAUCUUCGUUCAAAAAGACUACCCACACGAGGCCUUGGAGCAUUUUGCAGUGCCUCUGCAUCCUUGAUUUACUUCAGUUUGAUUCUUCUCUGCCGUCUAUACGUUAUGGGACUUCAUACUCCCAGUUUUUCUAAGGCUGACAAUCCAACGGCAAAAGAAGCGUCUAUUUUAACCAGAACCCUGACAUUUUUGUACUUGCCGGUCUUCAACUUUCUCCUACUAGUCUGUCCCAGGCAGCUUAGUUUCGAUUGGUCCAUGGAUGCCAUUCCCAGGAUAACCUCCCCGUUCGACAGUCGUCUACUUCCGACUGCCUUGUUCUACUACAUUUUAUACUACACUGUACACAGCUGCGUGCGGCACUACCGAAGUAAACAUCACAAGAGUGUCAUGAAACGCCAGUGCUGCAAAGUCUGCAAACAGAAUCCCGAGGAGGAUCACCACACCAUCUGCAAGAUCGUGAACAACAACAACCUCCCCGCUAGCUGUCACUGUAAGAACUCUUCAAACCAAACCUUGUCUAAGAAUUCGAUCGUAACGAUGUGCCUUGCUUUUAUAAUUCUUCCUUUUACUCCGGCGACUAACUUGUUUUUCUACGUGGGUUUCGUGGUGGCCGAGAGGGUUCUGUACCUUCCGAGUGUGGGAUUUUGUAUGUUGGUAGCCCUUGGUGCGCAUGCGCUGUGGAAUCACUACAGAAACUUUGUUCUUGGCGGUAUCCUUCUUCUACUAGCUGUUCUCUCGGCACGUACUUUUCAACGGAAUAGAGAUUGGGCCAGUGAAGAAAGCCUUUAUAGAUCAGCUGUUCACAUAAAUCCCUCCAAAGCUUACGGCAAUCUUGGGUCAAUCUUGAGCACGGCAGGACGCCUAGAGGAGGCUGAGACCGCUCUGAGACGUGCUCUAGAACACAGGCCCAAUAUGGCAGAUGUCCACUACAACUUGGGUAACCUAUUGAAUCGUCAACAGAAAUUUAAUGAAGCGUUGAUCAACUACCAAUAUGCAAUUCAAUACAGACCAUCUUUGGCAGUGGCGCACCUGAACCUCGGCCAAGUGAUGGAGACCCUGGACCGCUGGGAAGAAGCGGAAGAAGUUUACCGCAAAUGUUCUCAACUUGACGUCACCGGACUGAAAGAUCCAAGGUCACAUGAAGAGGCAAGAGCAGCCUGCCUCCGCCAGCUGAGUCGCCUGUGUGACGAAAGAACAUGCCAGCCGGAAGUAGUGCACUUUUUAAAACAACAGAUAAAAUCCCAGAACAGCUUAUUAAAUACGAGAGGUCAUUCUUCAUCUUCAAGACUAUCGUUUAAUUCCAUUACUUCGGAAGACAACAGGAGGUCAGAAGGCUACACGAAGCUUGCCGCUUUAAACAAAACAAAGGCCUCAGAAUCGGAGGAAUUGUUCCUUAGAGCCAUACAGAACUCGCCGGACGAUCCUGCAGCCUACGUAAACUAUGGGCAGUUGUUGGUCCAGCUGGGGAAGGUGGUUGAGGCGGCGGGGGUUUACCUGAAGGCGGCAGAACUUGCCCCCCGCCAACACGCCUUGGUGACCAGUGCGGCCAUCGCUCUCAGACAAGCCGGCAGGUUAGCCGAGGCCGAGGUCCUGUACCGGCAGGCCCGAGACCUGAAACCAAAUGACGCCACAAGCCACAGUAACUUGGGCGCCAUAUUCCACCUCCAGGGUAAGUACCGCCAGGCGGCCAGUUGCUACAGAGAGGCCCUGAGGCUCGCCCCCGGGGACCACAUAACAGUCACCAACCUCCACAAGCUGAGAAACCUGUUGGCCAGGAACAAGAGGUGAUAACAACGGACGUGCUGAUACUACUACUACACGACACACGUGACGUACGAUUCUCUAGUCAAGCCGUAAGGGAAUCUGCAUGGAAGAGAAAAGAGAUUAUCUGUUGAUAAAUCUCAUAAAAUACAACUGCCAUGUAAAAUGGAGUCAAGAGAAAAAUAAUUUCUUAUUUAUAAUUGUCGUACAUCGAAUUAGCCACAAACACUGACCUUUCAAGACAAAUUUUAACAAUGAUUGUUUAAGUUUAUAAAUUAAAGGAGUUACUAAAAUGUAGUAGUCCAAUACAACGGGAAAAUUAAUUUCAUUAUGAAGUGGAAAAUUAAAUACUUCCCUUUUAAUUUCUAAAAAUGGGAUAUUGUACUAUUGUAAAUAGUCUAAAUAAUUUUGUUAAUUAAAUCACUUUUACCAUUUAUAAGCAUUAGGACAUUAAAUCAUAACACGUAUGUUUGGAUAUGCUGCAUCCAUAAGAAAACAUGGUUUUAAAUGAACAGUUUACAGAAGUUAAAUAAUGUAUAACUGCAAUAUUGUAUCAAACAUUACAGGUGGAAUCCAAGACUUAUCCAUGGAAUCUAUUUACUUAAAUUAUUACAGUUUAAACCUGUCAAAAUAUACUGCUUGCAAUUAAACAUAUUCGUUUUAAAUUUCAACCUACAUGUACGAAAGUAAAUCUUUUCACUUUUAAAAGUUAAAGUACAAAUCGAUAAUUAAAAAUCUGUAAAUAAUUUGUUGUUAAAACAGUGAUAUAACUUUUAGCAACUGUACAUUCUAAUGUAACGCAUCGAACAAACGCUUAACAUAUCGUCUGCUUUUUGAAUGAAAAUAAAACAAUAUUUUUAUAAA
Homalodisca vitripennis (glassy-winged sharpshooter) is the source of this 3592-nucleotide messenger RNA. Its product is annotated as protein O-mannosyl-transferase TMTC2-like. Gene Ontology annotation, molecular function: protein binding; mannosyltransferase activity. Gene Ontology annotation, cellular component: endoplasmic reticulum membrane. Gene Ontology annotation, biological process: protein O-linked glycosylation via mannose. The record is from RefSeq and is a predicted model, not a curated record. Lineage: Eukaryota; Metazoa; Arthropoda; Insecta; Hemiptera; Cicadellidae.